Molecule: messenger RNA, 846 nt
Organism: Fusarium venenatum
Lineage: Eukaryota; Fungi; Ascomycota; Sordariomycetes; Hypocreales; Nectriaceae
Source: RefSeq, a predicted model, not a curated record
AUGGCGGUCUUUAGAAUGGACAUUGUGCUAUACGGAGAAUUCUUUUGCGGCUCUUUUCAUGAUGCACACUUAUUCAAGGAGUGUCCUGAUGUGCGAGGAAAGAUUGAUUCAAUUGAUCUCAGUCAGUUGGAUCUUUCUACAGUUCCUAAUACGACCAUUGCUAGCGAGUUCGCAGCUUUCAUUGCCGGUGCUCUAGGAAUCAGCAAGUUCAACCUCAUUCCGAUCCCAGACGAAUUGAUCUACCCAGAAUUCCCUCCUCAUCUCACCAGGGUCCCAAGUACAGUACCAAAGGAGUACUACAUCAAGAGACCUUCAGUUUUGGGUCAUGACGGAAAACAUACUCUCACCGCCGAAACGGUUCUACAAGAGACUAAGGUUGGAGAGGUUCUGAUGAAGAACCCCCAUCCAAACAUUGCCUACUACCGAGGAUGUGAGGUCGUGGAUGGCAGGAUCCGUGGCCCUUUCUGGGAUAGGUGCGCAAUGACUCUGCACGACCAUUUGCGGGCAGAAAAGCCUUUAGACGUUGAACACUUCCUGCAAGGUUUGGAAGAUGGUCUACGCCAUCGUCACAAUUUGGGUUACUGUUACAAUGAUAUCAACGAAUCUAACGUGUUGCUUGACGAUGAUGGUAACGCUGUUAUUAUUGACUUCGAUUUAUGCAUGCUCCAGGGGAAGACGUUAUUAAAGGGCGGUGGACAUCCAGGAUUUACUUUGGGAGGGAUGCAAUUUUCUGAUCCCAAGAACGACAUGUAUGCUUUCAGGCAGAUGUUAGAACACUUGCAUGGACCUAUGACAGAUUAUCAGUGGGUUGAUGAUGAGGACAUCGGGGAAUUCGAUGAUGGGUAG